AUGGACCCCGACCUGAGGAGAGCCUCUUUUUGCUUUAUUAUCGUCCUCAUCUCACUGCACACACUCGCAGAAAGCCGGUUAGUGUACGGCCGAGGCUCCGGCGCAACAAACCCCCACAUACCGGGCAGGACUCCACUGGCUGCGGUCAAACAGGGGCACAGCCCGGAGCUCGGGGCGCGGACUCGGCCUGUCGUGGUCAACUGUCACCCGGACUCGAUGGAGGUUGUGGUGCAAGCAGAUAUGUUUGACAGAGGCCUGCAGGUGGAUGGCAAACAUCUGCGCCUGGGCUCAGAUUCACCGACGGAGGGGGGCGCAUGCGGAGCAGUCCCCUCAGGAGAGGCGGAGUACACCAUCCGGGCCCACCUGCUGGACUGUGGAACUAAACUCUCUUCGACAGAAGAGAAGAUUAUCUACUCUAAUGUUCUGGUCUACACGCCUGAACCUUCAUCUGACGGUUUGCUUAGACUGGAUGGAGCAACUAUUCCAGUUGAAUGUCAUUAUGAAAAGAGGUAUGCUGUGGAUGGCAUUUCCCUACAUCCCACAUGGGUUCCUCUUGUCUCCAGGGCCUCAGCAGAGGAUCAGAUAGACUUUAACCUGCAACUCAUGACUGACGAUUGGCGGUUUCAGAGGGGAUCACAUUCUUACUUCCUGGGUGACCCCAUUCAUCUCGAAGUUUCUGCCAUCAUUGGUAACCAUGUGCCCCUCCGGGUCUAUGUUGACCACUGUGUUGCUACGGCAACCCCUGAUGCAGAGGCGACGUUAAGAUACGACCUUAUCCAGCAUUACGGAUGUCUUGCUGAUGCCUACCUGACAAACUCCAGCUCCCACUUCCUACCAAGAGUCGAAGAGCACAAGCUGAGGUUUCAGCUGGAUGCCUUCAGGUUCUACCAGGCGCCCAGCAGUCAGGUCUACAUAACCUGCUACGUGAAGGCUGUUCCAGUCAUGUUAACUGUCAGCGCUCAGAACAGGGCCUGCUCUUUAAUUAAGAACAGGUGGAGGUCAGUCGACGGGAAUGACCAGGCAUGUAGAAGCUGCGAUAUCUCCCAUGGGGUGGAGGAACCCCUGUCCGCAGGGCCCCCUCAAACUAUCAUCAGCACCGAAGCAUGGCCCUCCAAGAUGCCGCAUUCAGUCCAGAACAGACCCAAACAGUCCCCAGCCAAUUACUACCGCGUUGGUCCAGGAGUGCACCGGAGCCAGCACAACAAACACAAGCAGUGGAUGAAGAGAGGAGCAGAGAACAAAGCAGAGCAAACUAUCCAGCUGGGACCCAUUACCGUCCUGUCAUCCAGGGAAACAGAAACAAGACCAACAGAUUCCAAAACAGCACUUUCACCAAACAGCAGGGCCGCCUGA
This is a messenger RNA of Chelmon rostratus (copperband butterflyfish), 1353 nucleotides long. Its product is annotated as zona pellucida sperm-binding protein 3-like. The transcript is spliced from 8 exons. Bases 1 to 1353 code for a protein of 450 amino acids. The record is from RefSeq and is a predicted model, not a curated record. Gene Ontology annotation, biological process: positive regulation of acrosome reaction; binding of sperm to zona pellucida; egg coat formation. NCBI's taxonomy places the organism in Eukaryota, Metazoa, Chordata, Actinopteri, Chaetodontiformes, Chaetodontidae. Gene Ontology annotation, molecular function: acrosin binding. Gene Ontology annotation, cellular component: extracellular matrix.